Messenger RNA from Ctenocephalides felis (cat flea), 995 nucleotides. Its product is annotated as glyoxalase domain-containing protein 4-like. The transcript is spliced from 5 exons. The record is from RefSeq and is a predicted model, not a curated record. The coding region runs from base 132 to 977 and encodes 281 amino acids. Lineage: Eukaryota; Metazoa; Arthropoda; Insecta; Siphonaptera; Pulicidae.
UAUAAUUUUAUUUGUCAUUUUCCGUUUGGUAGUCAAAGACCACAUAAAGGGUUUUGUCUUCUUGAUAAUAUUUGUUAAUAAGUUGAAGUUUCUUAAUAAUUUAUUAAAUCGACGUGAAUUGAUUAUUAAAAAUGAUAAGCGGACGAGCUUUACAUUUUGUUUUUAAAAUACCAGAAAGAAGACUAACCUAUAAAUUCUAUAAGGAUGUACUCGGAAUGAAGGUAUUGCGUCAUGAAGAAUUCAGUGAAGGUUGUGAAGCCGCUUGCAAUGGCCCCUAUGCAAACCGCUGGAGCAAAACAAUGAUUGGUUAUGGAUCAGAAGAUGAUCAUUUUGUAAUCGAAUUGACUUACAAUUAUGGAAUAAAAAGCUAUGAAAAAGGUAAUGACUUUAGAGGCAUCACAAUCAGAUCUCGUGAAGCUCUUGAGAGAGCAAAAGCAAAUUCUUGGCCUAUUAAAGAGGAAAACGGUCUCAAAUAUUUGGAAGCCCCAGGAGACUAUAAGUAUUACAUUUUGGAUGAACCACAGCCUACUGAUGCUGAUCCAGUGGUGAAGGUUUCAUUGUCAUGCUCUGAUUUGCAAAAUACUGUUAAUUAUUGGAACUCGAUUCUUGGAUUAAAAAUGUAUGAAAAAGAUGAUGCAGCUAAAAGAGCUGUUUUUGGUUUUGCUGAUAAUCAAGCUAAAAUUGAAUUCAAUCAAGUCAAUGCUGUUGACAGAGCAAAGGCUUAUGGAAGAAUAGCAUUCUCUUGUCCAUUUGCUCAACAAGAAAUUAUUGAUAAAACAAUCAGGGAUAAUAAUCAAACAAUUCUUACUCCUUUGCUUGUUUUGCCAACACCAGGAAAGGCUUCUGUAAGAGUUAUCAUUCUUGCUGAUCCUGACGGUCAUGAGAUUUGUUUUGUGGAAGAUGAAGGCUAUCGUAAGCUUUCUGAGUUUGAUCCCAAGGGUGAAGAGCUUCUUGAAAGAUAUAUUAAAAAAGAUUGAAAAGUUGAUAUGGCACAU